Molecule: messenger RNA, 1243 nt
Organism: Schistosoma margrebowiei
Lineage: Eukaryota; Metazoa; Platyhelminthes; Trematoda; Strigeidida; Schistosomatidae
Source: the annotation of a GenBank genome assembly
GUGCUUUCAUUCCUGUACCUUCACUUCGAUUGUAACUUCGCGCGAAUUCGGUUAUAUUCUGUAACCAAGCUUGUAUCCUGGCACGAUCUCGGUAUCCUUUCGAUACCACGAGAUCGCCAGCAAAUAAACAUCGACUUGGUCCAUUAAUUGCCUUCUGAUAUUUGGUUUCUCGGGGGAUUUUAUGGAGUCAUUAGAAACGAGCUUCUUGGUAACGGUGUUCAUAGUCAAUCUCGACUCGACGCCACGCUACAGUUUCAUCUGUCAUUUUAAUUAUUUGGCGUUUAAACAUGCCUAUUAGGUAUAGAUAGUGAGUGGGAAGAUAACGGUUAUUCAUAUUAGUUUUCCAAGUUAACAGUCUUUGAUUUAAAAAGCAGACUAAGAGUUUAGAAAACCUUGCUCCAUGGACACAUGAAUUUGUGAACCAAAUGGAACUCUUAUCAAUAAACGCUUCGGUGCCAGAUUAUUUCUUCUAUUAAAAUCAGAAAAUAUUAACUAUUCAGAAAUGUGAUGAAAGAUUAUUAGUUCAAUAUUAAGAUCAAGCUAAACAUUCGAUUGACAGUCUAUUUUUCUUAUAUGAUAUAAUGGACAGUACAUCUACUUUAUCAGCUUCAUUAACUUUCAAAUAUUUUUUUUAAUUUUUCUCAUAUACCCUACAAUUGGAUUAUAAUAAAAAAAAUAUAUAGCUGCAGUAAUCGACUAUGUAUUGCUCCACUGAAAUUUAUUAUGCACACAUUUUCAGAUUGUGCAUGUGUAUGUCAACCGAAUGAUAAACGAUGUUUUGAAUUGUUGGAAGGGAAACGUCAAUUCACAGCUGAAGAAAUCCCAUUACCACUGAAUGGUUCUUACAUCUUACCACCUUGUCGUUAUGGUGUAAUGGAUGAUUUACACUUAUAUCAUAGACAUUGCCCCGGACCAACUAGAAAUACGCUUCCAAUUAAAUAAUUUGAUAACAUAAAAUGAAACUAAGGGGAAACUUAGUUCUCUCACCUACCACUAGCCAGGUGUCAAAUAGUUUAACAAUUAUAUAUGGUUUUUAGUAAGUAAACCACGGAAAUGGAGUAUAACUAGGCAAAAUCGAGCAAUCUAUCAUAUUUUUUUUCAGUUGUCUUCUGUAUUUUCAUUGAUCUUACAGUUACCACUCUGAUUUAUACAUGCAUACAUACAUACAAAUUAGACAUCAAUACAAACAUACGAUAUCCGUCAUUGUCUCUAUUGUAAAUCGAAAACUUUGCUUAACCAUGAA